Messenger RNA from Rhipicephalus sanguineus (brown dog tick), 703 nucleotides. RefSeq lists its product as uncharacterized. Lineage: Eukaryota; Metazoa; Arthropoda; Arachnida; Ixodida; Ixodidae. The record is from RefSeq and is a predicted model, not a curated record.
GUUUUUGGUUUGUGCGGGAGUGAAUGCGAGUGUGUCGUUCCCACGACCUCCUGUAUAAAAUGUCGAUCCACAUUUCUCGUCGGUAGUAGGUGUCCUCAGCAGGUCUUGCGUUACUUGCAAUCGUGGCGUAAUAUAAAACUUACCCUUUGUUACCAUCGUUGCCACUUGGUGCGAUGAAGCGCUUGUGCGUCUUUGCACUGGUUUCACGACGCCCGAGCAAUUUGAGCUCGUCUAGACUUCUCUGUACAGCAGCAAAGCCUGCUUCGGAAGAUGUGCCGCAUUCAAACCGGAAAGAUUCCGAAGACAAAAAACACGUGUAUAGCAAUUUGUACCCGUGGAAGUCGAAGGGCGAAUUUGUGCGAGAGUUAGCGGGCAGUAUAUUUUAUAACGAAGAUGGGCUUAUUGCGCUCAGCAAACCGUACGGAGUUCCUGUGACCUUCGAUUUCCGCAACGAAGGCCGAUACCAAAGUAUGCUCAAGCAACGCCUUCAUAUCUCAGGCCUCGGAGAGUCUCCUUACAGUCUAGAAGACGCCCUAGAAGGUUUAGCAGUCCACUUGAAUGUCGACCAAGUUAUUAUUGUCAAAUCAGCUGAAAGGUAUGCUAGUGGUGUCACCAUUCUGUCAUCCAAUGAGCGGGCUGCACAAAGCGUCCACAAAGCUGUGUUGCGAGUAAAGCCAAUGCAGAUACCAUACACCACUGCUUG